AUGGAUCUCCUGACCGAAGACUCAGUCAUAAGCGAAACCCCAACUCGAUUGGAUUUGAAAGACAUGCGUCUCUGGCAAAAUGCAGGCUUGGCCACAGACGAGAAUGGAGAGUUUCUACCCUACAGUCCAUCAGAUGUAAUUCAAAACCAAAAUACCUCUGGACUCGAAGAAGACAUGAGGAGCAAUGAACUCGCGUGGAUUCUGGGUAAAAUUGCAAACUACCUCACGGCAGGAGACGCUUUGGUCCCGGCGAGCAACAACCUUCCACGCCACCAGCGGCCUCGAAUCGGGUUAAGUCAGGAGCAUAUUCUGGAGAAAUGGAAGUUGUUGAUGGCUGAUCUAGAGAGAUGGCAUGACUCUCUUCCCGCAUCAUUCACUCCAACUGCUCGAACACGGGGACUGGGCAGCGCUGCUUCGGGGUUUGAGCUGAGUUUUGAUACCUUCGACCAGAUCUGGUUCGACCUGCCACUUUGCGCAGCUACAAUGCAGAGCUAUCAUCAAGCGAAGAUAUUGUUAUUCGCGAACGAGCCGCAAGAGUCCACAGCUAUUCGGUCAACCGUAUCAGCACGUUUAAGAUCUUACCGACAUGCUCUCCGAGAAGUCGUCUAUCAUGCCCGGGAGGUUUGCGGGAUAAGUCUCGCCAACCCAACCGAUUCUUUCAGAGUCAAUUCUGUACAAGCCUUGUUCGUCGCGGGGCAGGUCUUCCAAGAGCGCUGCGAGCAGGACGCUGUUCUGGAAUUACUUUCUGGAAUUGAAAAGGAUCUUGGCUGGACUACUCGAUAUCAUGUGGCCAAGUUGAAGGAUGAAUGGGAAAAGGGAAGAGAAGGCAAUCACGUUGAUCGUGAUGAGCAGGGCCAGAGCCACGAUUCGAACUGGUUUAUUUCCUAG
Messenger RNA from Penicillium cataractarum, 888 nucleotides. RefSeq lists its product as uncharacterized. The record is from RefSeq and is a predicted model, not a curated record. Gene Ontology annotation, molecular function: DNA-binding transcription factor activity; transcription cis-regulatory region binding. Bases 1 to 888 code for a protein of 295 amino acids. The transcript has a single exon. NCBI's taxonomy places the organism in Eukaryota, Fungi, Ascomycota, Eurotiomycetes, Eurotiales, Aspergillaceae. Gene Ontology annotation, biological process: positive regulation of transcription by RNA polymerase II. Gene Ontology annotation, cellular component: nucleus.